Messenger RNA from Diaporthe citri, 1443 nucleotides. RefSeq lists its product as uncharacterized. The transcript has 2 exons. Lineage: Eukaryota; Fungi; Ascomycota; Sordariomycetes; Diaporthales; Diaporthaceae. The record is from RefSeq and is a predicted model, not a curated record. The coding region runs from base 1 to 1443 and encodes 480 amino acids.
AUGGGGCGGCGGUUCCUGCCAUGCUGCAUGGCCGUCGCUCUUUCUCUGUUCGGCAUUGCUCAAUGUCAGGCCUCGGGGGAAGGGGACACGACGGUCCACAGCACGUCCACGACGACUCUAUCUUUAACAAGCACGAUCACGGUACAGCCCAAUACACCGACCGCCCUCCAGAGUAAAGAGAUGCAGAAGGGAGAAGUGUACAUUCUACAGGGAUGUUAUGGACAGGGUGAGCCGAGUAACGUCGAGACAAUGCUGGGCACAAACGUUACGGUCCGAAGCGCGGCCGGGAAAGAUGGGAUGUCACUGUCGAUGUGCCUCAACUUUUGCAAAUCGCCGGCGUCACCUGAAAUCAAACCACGAGAUGAGCAGAGCCUUUCUUUAUUUGUUGGUCUAUCGGAAGGAAAAGCUUGUUAUUGCGGAGGCUCGCUCAACUCGACUGCCAAAGAGGUCCAACCCACGAACUGCACCCUGCCAUGCGCUGGCAACAACGCCGUAGCGUGCGGUGGCGCUGGCUACAUGUUAGUCUACAAGCUCUCGACAACAUCCGAAUCCGGGAAGAAGCAAGGUGAUGGGCCCUACGAAGAUCAUACAGGUAGCAAAGGGAGACCAGGUGUAACGGCGGGGAUCGCGCUGGGGAGCAUAUCCGGGUUCGCACUGCUUGCAUUCCUCAUCUUCUACGGCGCCAAGAUGUACAAGAGGAGAAGACAGCGGCAAGCGAGCCGGAGUGACGAACACGGGGCGGGCGGAGACGGCACGAGCGACACGCCACCUGCGAGCAGCGCGGCCAACCUGAGCAAUACCAACCGAGCCGACCUGAGGAACGUCGAUCCUAUCGUGAUAGACUUCGCCCCCCUAAGCGGUGACCUGCGUGCCUCGAACGCGCCACGGCCAAAGCAAAUCAUCGCCGCCUCGACGGGCGCAGAAUGGAGGACGGGCAACCCGGGGACACCGCGAGCCGCCGUGGACGCAGCGCCGAAGCUGGCAACUACUGGGGCCCGAAACGACGCAUGGGACGACAUACCCCACACGCCCACGAUACUGGUGCAGCACCCCGAGAGCGCCGCGCAGAACCCGGGGCUCGGCGAGAGGGCGUGGCACCGCCGGCGCCUUUCGACACCUCAGCCUCCCGCGGGAUACCGGUACAGCGACGGCCCCGACGCCUUCGCAGGCGGGAGCUCGCGGGGUCCGGGGGAGACACAGACGUCGCAGGGCACCGGGGAAAUGAGCAAGGCACCGUGGGAGGACGACUGGGACUCGCUGAUGCCUGCGCCGCUGACCUUGCCGCCGCUCGGGCACGGUGCGGGCGGCGCCUCGGCGCCGGCUGAGGAGGACCGAGGACCGCUGACCGCGAAGACCAUGUGGACUGUCCCGUCUGAUCCUUCGCUGUCCGGGUCGUCGGGGAAGACCGUGGAGAGGGGUGGGAAAACGGGGAAGACGGAAUGA